Daktulosphaira vitifoliae (grape phylloxera) is the source of this 1932-nucleotide messenger RNA. RefSeq lists its product as uncharacterized. NCBI's taxonomy places the organism in Eukaryota, Metazoa, Arthropoda, Insecta, Hemiptera, Phylloxeridae. The transcript is spliced from 8 exons. The record is from RefSeq and is a predicted model, not a curated record. Gene Ontology annotation, molecular function: N-acetyltransferase activity. The coding region runs from base 295 to 1752 and encodes 485 amino acids.
GCAAUCAAUCCUGGCCAAGGUCGUAUCGGUACAGACGCCCCGGCGUCGCCUUGGCGACAAGGGUACCCACAAAUACCAGCGUCCGGUCACUAGACGCUCGUAGUACUACGACGCCGCUUAUCAUCAGCACACACCACACAUAAUACCUUUACUAACGGACUGUGCUUUGCCACGCUCAAUCUUUCUCCCUCGCUCUUGCACCACACACUCGGCCGUUACUGUCACGCUCGCACCCUGUUGUUAUCAUCGUGGACUAUCGGUUCCUCGCCAUCAGCGAUAUAAGGAAUCACUACAAUGGACGCUAAAUUUAAUUCAAUCGUCAAAAGUGAAAAAAAAGAAAACUCUUACAGUAUUAUUCCUAUUUCAACAAAUGAAAAACCAGAUGUGGCUGAGUUUUUACGAAAAUUCUUCUUUUGCGAUGAACCAUUAAACGUUGCCAUUAAAUUGUUAGAAGAAAAAGAAUCAACACAAAAACUUGAAGAUUAUUGCAUCGAUUAUUUACGUUAUGGUUUGACACUAAUGGCUGUGUCCCAGUCAGGCGAUAUUAUGGGUGUUAUUUUAAAUAACAUAAUGCGUAGAGAAGACUGUAAAAUUAAUGGCAAUGAAAACGGUGAUGAGACUGAAAACUGUUCUAAGUUUAAAGACAUUGUUGUAUUGUUGGAUAAAAUCAAAGGAGAAGCUAAUCUUUUUACACGAUAUCCUAAUGUAAAUCGUGUUAUGGAAAUAAAGAUUGUUGCAGUGAAUGAAGUGUACAGGGGUCAAGGCGUCUGUAAAGCUCUUGUUGAUAAAACAAAGGAGUUAGCAUUAAAAAUGGAAUGUCAAAUGAUAUAUGUGGAGUGUACAAGUCAUUUUUCUGCAAAAGCUGUGGAACGUUUAGGAUUUCAAUGUAUUUAUUCACUAGCUUAUCAAGACUACAAAAAUGGUCAAGGUGAAGUUGUGUUCAGUACUCAUCUUCCUCAUACUUGUGCCAAAGUAUUAGUAUUACCUCUUCUAGUAGAGCGGAAAUCAACAGAUCAUUUACCAACCCUUUUUAAAGACUUCAAUAAGAACAGGAAAUAUUUACUGUUUAAGGAUUCAACUCUCAAUUACAGUGGUAAAAUGGAAGUAUCCUCAAAAUAUUUGUUUAAUGUAGAGCCUAUCACACAGAGCGAUAGACAAGAAGUUAUUAGUUUUCUGAGAAAAUUUUUUUAUCGUGAUGAACCACUUAUAAUUGCACUAAAUAUAAUGGACGAUGUUGAAGCGAUGUCAAAGUUUGAAGAUUAUUGCAAUAAAUUACUUAACGAAGAACUAUCAUUGAAAGCUGUAAAUCCUAAUGGUGAUAUAAUUGGAGUUAUAUUAAACGGAAUAAAAUGUAAGCUCAUCAAAAAUGACGAUGAUAUCGAAGACAACACAAAAUUUCAAGAAAUCAAAUCACUUCUUAGGAAGAUUGAUCAAGAAGCGAAUGUUUUUGGACUAUAUCCAAAUGUUUGCCGUUUAAUUGAAAUUGAUAUUGUUUCAGUAGACUUUGCAUAUAGAGGUCGAGGCGUUUGUCAAGCCCUUUUUGAAAAGACUAAAGACUUGGCGAUAAAACAAAAGUGUUCCAUGAUUUACGUUGAAUGCAGCAGCUAUUUUUCUGCUAAAGCAGCGGAAAAACUUGGGUAUCACUGCAUAUAUACAAUGUUUUAUAAGGAUUAUGUCAACAACAAAGGAGAAGAAAUUUUUAAACCUCCGUCGCCUCAUAACUAUUCUAAGGUCUAUGUGUCACCAAUUUAAAAAACCACUAUAAUAAAAAUAAUUUUAGAAAUCGUAAAAUAAAUUAAUACUUGCAUUGAAAUAUUCAACAUUUUAUAGUGAAAUUUAUCAUUAUUGCAUAACUUUAUAUAAAACCGCAAGUGCUUUUGAAAAAAUAGCAUUCCAUCUUUCUUUUACACUUAUGCAAAUAAUUAUUAUUAA